Colius striatus (speckled mousebird) is the source of this 4219-nucleotide messenger RNA. RefSeq lists its product as uncharacterized. Lineage: Eukaryota; Metazoa; Chordata; Aves; Coliiformes; Coliidae. The transcript is spliced from 20 exons. The coding region runs from base 67 to 1899 and encodes 610 amino acids. The record is from RefSeq and is a predicted model, not a curated record. Gene Ontology annotation, molecular function: catalytic activity.
ACCGCCCCGGUAGCAGCAGGACGCGCUACCGCCACCGCUGCCACUGCGCCCGGGGGAAAGACGGACAUGGCGCCGCUGUUGCUGUUGCUGGCGCUGCUGCUUGCCGCCGGCUACCUGUGCUGCGUGCGGCGGCACACGGGCAGCUCGGCGGCCGUGCUACGCCGCCGGGAGCCGGGCCGCGCUGAGGCGCGGGGCCGCAGCCCCCCGCGGGACCCUUGGGCCCCGCGGCUGUGCGGCUCCGGGCUGCGCCUCUUCGUCCAUGUGGCCAACACGGCUUUUGGACAGAUCUGCUUACUGCCAUUCUUAAUAAGACUGAACAACUUCUCGCUCAUGCGUUCACUUGACAUUCACGAAGAUCCCACCUUUAUCCCAGAGGUGGCUGCCGAAGUUACGGAUGACAAGCCUGAGGCUGAAAGCAGUUCGGGUAUUAUCAAGCAGCUGAUGGAUGCAAGGUGUGAUUCUGCUAGCAAUGGAUUUAGCUUCAAAGGCAUUAAAGACUACCUGGAGUGCUACCGGAGUGGGAAGCUGACGCCAUCUCAGGUAGCAAAGAACAUCAUUGCCACGCUGGAGGACUGCGACAAAUCCACGCCUCCACUCAGAGCGAUAGUGCAAUGGAACCAGGAGCAAAUAAUGCUGAUGGCUGAGGCCUCCACUGCUCGUUACAGGAAUAAAUGUACCCUGUCUUAUCUGGAUGGCAUCCCGGUGUGUCUGAAAGAAGAGUUCAAAGUGGUGCCUUACCAUCACCGAGCGGGAACAGUGUAUCUUGGGACAGAGCCUGAAACAGAAGAUGCUACUGUGGCCAAAAAGCUGCGAGAGGCUGGGGCUGUCAUUAUUGGGGUCUCAAACAUGCAUGAACUAGGGACUGGAACAACUGGAUGCAACCCUAAUAGGUACCACAAGAUCCCUAGGAAUCCCUACAAGCCCAACCACUUCACAGGUGGGAGCUCCAGUGGGUCGGCAGCAGCUGUAGCAGCAGGUCUCUGCCCGGUGGCUAUUGGCACAGAUGGAGGUGGCUCUGUAAGGAUUCCUGCUUCGUUCUGUGGUGUGGUGGGGCUGAAAGGUACAUUUGGGCGCAUCAGUUCCCAUGGCAGCUUGCCACUCUCCUACUCCACGGUCAGCGUAGGCCCUAUCUGUACCUCAGUGGCAGAUGCAGCCGUUGUUUACAGUAUCCUUGCUGGGCCGGAUCCGCUCUAUCUGUACGGACUAAAACAGCCCAAAGCAAGCCUAUCCGAUAUGUGUGCUCCUGACCUGAAAGGCUUAAAACUGGGAGUGGACUGGACAUUUUUUAAGGCAUGUGAUGCUGAAGUCCUGUCCAUCUGUGAGAAAGCUGUGGAGCACCUGCAGAGUCUGGGAGCCAGCGUGGUUGAAGUGUCUCUUCCAGAGAUGGAGGAAGUGCGAGUAGCACACGUAAUCUGCAUUCUGAGUGAGAUGAGGGACUUCCUGCAGCCUGACUUCAACAAACAUUUCCAGGACAUGAAUUUGGACACUCGGGCUAACCUGGCCUUGGCUUCCCAGUUCACAGCUCUGGACUAUAUUACGGCAAAUCGACAGAGAACUCGGACCAUGAAAUUUUUGCAAGAGAUCUUCACCACCGUGAACUGUAUCCUUACACCAGCUGUUGCUUGCACUGCCCCAAGAAUCUAUGAAUCUGAUCAUUUGACUGGGAGCAGCGAUUUCUCCUUCACAGCCCGGUCCAUGAGGUUCAUGCAGCUUGGCAACUUCACUGGCAUUCCAGGCCUUGUGGUGCCCAUUGGAUAUUCUACUGCUGGGCUUCCUAUCAGUUUCCAGGUCAUGGCAAAAUGGUGGGAUGAAGCUGUUCUUCUGAGGAUUGGCCUGAAGCUUGAGCAGUUUCGUUCCCACACCAAAAAGCCAUCCAUUUAUUACGACAUCCUUGCAUGACAGAGUGAUCCAGAGGGGAAUUAAGGCUUUUUUAUUUUCUCUAGUGUGGCCUGACCAAGUUUUGGAAUGGACUUAUUCUCACCGUUCAGCUGAAUGAGGCUUAGUAGCAGGGACCCUUUGAGGAAUGGGGAGGACGACACUGAUGUAAGCAGGCAGUGAUGCUGAGCAGACAUCGUAUGUGUUCCCUGCUUGUUAUUGGAUGAUCCAGUUGAUACUGGGGAGAUCAAGUGGGCUAGCUUGUUCCUCCCUGUGUUUUUGCCAACUGGGGAAGCUGCAACUAUCUUCUGCAACCUUUUUUUUUCCUGUGGAGGGGUCCUGUAUAAAGAUGGAAGACAGUUGCAUCUACAGGACUGCAUGGGGGCAGUUCACAUUACUGUGCAGGGGGAGGUAGAAGCCCUAGACCUUAAAGCUCCUCAGAGAACUCUUCCUGCUCUAGAGCAUAGUGAAGGUACUGUUUUGAGGGGAGAGACAGCUUCCCUUAAGAAGUAAUGCCUAGCUGCCUUGGAAUGAGGAGGAACUUAACACACCUGCAGGGAGGUAGUGGGGGUGUUGCUGGGGCCUCUUCCUUAGGUAGUCUCUCAGAGACAAACAGAAAGUCUGUAGCUGUGGAAGUGUCACUUAACUUCUGUCCCUUACACUGCCAACAGCAUAAGGUCAGUCUAACUGUUGCACAAAGUAUCAGUGCGCUCUCUGCAGCAGCAGUCCUGCUUACCUUCAGUCUUACAUGCAAGGGGAGGAAAAAGCAGAGCACAAACCUUCAUCAACUCUGUAGCACAAAGCCCUUGUUCAGGGUUCGGGCUUUCUCUGUUUCCCAAGCUAAGUCUCUGAGAGCCUCUUUUCUCCCCCUGGUUGCUUACGUAUAAGCCUACUAGCAUUUAAAUGUCCAAAUGGAAGAAAUGAGUUGGUGCUGCUGUGAAAUACUGCUUAAGGAGUGCUGAGCCAACCAUUACAGACAGCUGAAAUUUGUGUGGUAUGGAAAGGAGGAAAUGCCACUGAGCUACUGCAGGAGCUCGUGCAGACUUUAUUGCAGCCUUUCACUAAUUAAAAGGGACAGACUGUUUAGCUGGACCUGUUGCAAUAGGGCAAGUGGUAACGGUUUUUAAACUAAAACGUUGGUUUAGACUAGGUAGGAGGGCAACAUUUUUUUACAGGGAGUGUUGCAAAGCACUAGACAAGGUUACCCAGAGAGGUGGUGGAUGUCUCAUCCUUGGGAAAAAAAAAAUCGAGGCUCGAAGCAAGCUGGUGUAGUUGAAGAUGUCCCUGCUCAUUGCAGGAGGGUUGAAUUAGAUGACCUUAAAGGUCAUCUAAAGGCUCCUUCCAACCCAAACUGAUUCUAUGAUUCUAAGAGUUGAAGCUGGGUGCCAGAAACAUGUUGCCUAAAGCCAGCUGCAGCAAAGAGCUCGCUCUAGGUAAGAAACCAAUCCCAUCUUAUCCCAAGUGCACUGCCUGAAGUAAUUAAGAUAGAAUUAAGACACAAAUUAAAGAUGGGGAUGUACUACAUAAAGCGUGACAUUACAGAAGCUAAAGGAGACUAUACUCACAGCAAUAGGCUGUAAGUCACAGUACUAUGUUUCGGUGAAAGGCCUCAGAGUGCAAACACAUGGGUCCUUGUGUCCUGCCAGCAGCACUAGGGCCACGCAAAAGGUAACGAAAGGACCAGGAGUAACCAAAGGUAGGCACUUGUGUUUGGUUUGGAGCAGCUCAGAGUUAAAGCUCAGAGACAGCUGCCUGUUGGCUGCCUCCUUGGCUAUCCUGGGAUUGAGCUCAGGCUGCUGCAGAAGCCGUCCUACAGCCAGAAGCAGAGAAAGUGGCUGUAUUCUUGCUUUGCUUGGAAGGAAAGGAGGAACAGAAAGUAGUUGCAGUUUCUCUCCAACUCUGUACAACUUGAGGGGUUUUUAACCAUACAUACUCACUCUUUAAACAGAGCUAGCACUUUACUAAUGGCUAAAGUCUGGUCAGAUGGCAUCGGCAUGGAAGAACAUUGCAUUGCUCUCUCCUCCUUCAUUACCUGAGCAUCAACUCCUACCAGCAGCUGUCACACAGCUAAAUUAAUUAUAUGGUUGAUAUUGUCUUUUAUCUUCAGUUCCUCUAUGUGAUACUGCCACAAUGAUUUUUUUUUCACUAGAUUCUCUACUAGAGUUCAGCUUUAGGAAGAAGAGUAUGAAAGUAUUUCUUCUGUUACUGAGAGUAAAUUAUUAAAUGCUACCACCCUACCUAAAAAGUGAAAUGCUGUUGAAAUGCAUUGUAUAGCAAUAAUUGAGUUGAUGUGUUUGUUUGACAAGAAUAAAUUUCUGCCAGGAAUGUUACUGCUUGAAGGAAA